Menidia menidia (Atlantic silverside) is the source of this 1905-nucleotide messenger RNA. NCBI's taxonomy places the organism in Eukaryota, Metazoa, Chordata, Actinopteri, Atheriniformes, Atherinopsidae. The record is from the annotation of a GenBank genome assembly.
UUUCUGAGCACGGGGGACCAGUCCGCUAAGGGGAACUAUGGCUUGUUGGACCAGAUCCAGGCCCUGCGUUGGCUCAAUGAGAACAUUGGCCACUUUGGAGGAGACCCAGAGAGGAUCACCAUCUUUGGCUCUGGAGCUGGGGCAGCAUGUGUGAACCUUCUCAUCCUCUCCCACCACUCUGAGGGCCUCUUCCAGAGGGCCAUCGCGCAGAGUGGUUCGGCCAUCUCCAGCUGGUCGGUCAACUACCGACCUAUUAUGUACACUAAGAUCCUCGCAAAGAAGGUGGGCUGCACUCUCGGAGACAUGGCUGAGUUGGUGGACUGCCUGCGAAGGAAGAGUUUUCGGGAGCUAGUGGAUCAAGACAUCCAGCCUGCGCGCUACCACAUCGCCUUUGGGCCGGUGGUCGAUGGAGACGUCGUGCCAGACGACCCCGAGAUCCUCAUGCAGCAGGGCGAAUUUCUCAACUACGACUUACUGCUAGGUGUCAACCAGGGAGAGGGCCUGAAGUUUGUGGAUGACAGCGAAGGAGAAGACGGAAUAUCGGCUGCCUCCUUCGACUACACCAUCUCAAACUUUGUGGAUAAUCUGUAUGGAUACCCAGAUGGUAAAGAUAUCCUGAGAGAAACCAUCAAAUUCAUGUACACGGACUGGGCUGACAGAGACAACAGUGACAUGCGUAGAAAGACCCUCCUGGCCCUGUUCACCGACCACCAGUGGGUGGCCCCGGCUGUUGCCACUGCUAAGCUGCACGCUGAGUUCCAGUCUCCCGUCUACUUCUACACCUUCCACCACCACUGUCAGACCGAGGCGAGGCCAGAGUGGGCAGAUGCUGCCCAUGGAGAUGAGAUCCCCUAUGUGUUUGGGAUUCCCAUGGUGGGAGCCACUGACCUGUUCCCCUGUAACUUUUCCAAGAAUGAUGUAAUGCUCAGCGCUGUAGUGAUGACAUACUGGACCAACUUUGCAAAGACAGGGGACCCUAAUGAACCGGUUCCUCAGGACACCACAUUUAUCCACACCAAGCCUAACCGUUUCGAAGAGGUCAUCUGGACAAAAUUCAUGUCCAAAGACAAGCAGUACUUGCACAUUGGCCUCAAGCCUCGCGUCAGAGAUAACUACCGUGCCAACAAGGUGGCCUUUUGGCUGGAGCUCGUGCCGCACCUCUACAACUUGCACGAAGAAAUCAUCAGCUCCAUCACCACUCGCCUGCCGCCCGGCGGCACCAGCCGUCGGAAGCCUCUGCCCCCCGGCACCCGCUCCACCCGCCACCCGGUCAUCUCCACCUACCCCCCGGAUCCCGAGCCCGACGGUUCCGACCGGCCCAGCUACCCUCCCUUCCCCAGCAAGACGCGGGACUACUCCACCGAGCUGAGCGUGACGGUGGCCGUGGGCGCUUCGCUCCUCUUCCUCAACGUGCUGGCCUUCGCCGCCCUCUACUACAAGCGGGAUAAGAGGCACGAACUCAUGCAGAGGCGCCACCGGAGGCUCUCCCCGCAGCGCGGCACCACCAUGGGCAUGGGCAUGGGCGUGGGCAUGGGCGUGGUGGGCUCCCCGCCGCACAACGACCUGGCGCUCAGCCAGGAGGAGGAGCUCAUGUCCCUGCAGAUGAAGCAGCAGCGGGUGGAGCUGGAGCACGGGACGCCCCUCCCCUCCCGCGGCGUCCACGGCGACCUGGAACCCCUUCGGCCCUCCGUGUGUCCACCUGACUACACCCUGGCCCUGCGCCGGGCCCCGGAGGAUGUGCCACUCAUGACGGCCAAUACUAUAACCAUGAUCCCUAGCACCAUCAGCAGCAUCCAACCGCUCCAUCCCUUUAAUACUUACCCCCCGGUCCCCACUCCCUCUACCACCCCCGUCCCCAGCCACAGCAACAAUGCCCUGCCACACCAACACUCCACCACCCGUGUA